Oryzias melastigma (Indian medaka) is the source of this 2879-nucleotide messenger RNA. RefSeq lists its product as uncharacterized. NCBI's taxonomy places the organism in Eukaryota, Metazoa, Chordata, Actinopteri, Beloniformes, Adrianichthyidae. Gene Ontology annotation, molecular function: strictosidine synthase activity. The transcript is spliced from 9 exons. Gene Ontology annotation, biological process: biosynthetic process. The record is from RefSeq and is a predicted model, not a curated record. The coding region runs from base 258 to 1400 and encodes 380 amino acids.
ACAAUAAAAAAAUAUGUAUCAAUUAAUAAGAAAUCAAAAUAUUAUUUAUAAAGAUCAAAUACUUAAAAAUUAGUCGAUUUUUUGUUUCCAGAAAACAUGGCGGACGACGAAAACGAGCGAAUCAGGACGUUCUUCGGUUCUUGUUUUAUUUUGUCACUCCGCCGGAUGUACUAGAGCACACUCCGGUGGGUUUAUUUGCACGCAGAGUCCGUCUCUGGGUUCAGUCAGAGGAAGAGGGACGCUCCUAUGACUCCGCCAUGCUUGGGAAGAGAUCACUGCUGGCGGCUCUGCUGGCUGUGGCUGUUGGGGUUUACCUCCUGCCGUCUCCCAUAGACCCCAAACCUCACAGGCUGAAAGGGCCCCCUCCCGCUCUCGAGGGGCCGCUGGCGGUGAACACCCGCCUCCAGAAGGGGCGCCGGCUGUUCACCGGGAAACUACACGGACCAGAAUCCUUCACUGCCGAUGGGGAUGGUAACAUCUACACUGGAACUGUGGACGGGAAGCUGUGGAGGAUCAGCCCUGAUGACAACCUCACCUUCAUCACGCAGAUGGGACAGAACCUGCCGGAAUGCGGCAGCAGCACCGAUUACGAGCCCGUGUGCGGUCGCCCUCACGGCGUCCGCAUGGACCGCCACAAUCAGCUGAUCGUCGCAGACUCGUACUUUGGGCUGUUCUCCGUCAACCCCAGAACGGGAGAGAAGACGCUCCUGCGGUCGAGUGCUGAGGGUGCCGAUGGAGUUCCUUUUGCUUUUCUCAACGGCCUUGAAAUUUCCGCCCAAACUGGGAUCGUCUAUUUCACCGACUCGUCGAGUCGUUGGGGGCGCCGACACGUCAAACUGGAGGUGAUUGAGCUGAACAGUCUGGGUCGACUCCUGUCCUACGACCCUCGCUCUGGAGACGUGUCGGUGCUGCUGGACGAGCUCUACAUGCCCAACGGCGUCGCCCUGUCGCCCGACGAAGACUUCCUGCUGCUGGCCGAGACCAGCAUGGGACGCAUUCACAGGUUUUGGCUGAAGGGUCCGAAGGCCGGCACCGGGGAAGUCGUCAUAGACAACAUGAUCGGUUACCCCGACAACAUCCGUCUCAGCGACCACGGCACCUUCCUGGUCGGCAUUACCACGCCUCGCUUCCGCAGGUUCACGCCCCCUUUCCUGGACGCAAUCGCUCCGUACCCUGCUGUCAAACGCUUUCUGGCCAAGGUGGUUCCUCUGAGCUGGUACAACGUCCUGCUGCCGCGCUACGCCCUGGUUCUGGAGCUGGGCCUGGACUGCCGGAUCGUGGGCUCCCUUCACGACCCGGAGGGCCGGCUCACCUGGGCCGUCAGCGACGUCUUCCAGCACCGGGGCAGAACCUACCUGGGCAGCACCGACCUGCCGUUCCUGCCGGUCCUGGAGAGUUGAUGUCGUAGGAACUCUGAGGUGGGAACUCCUGAGGAGCAAAAGAGCUCAGACUUUGUUCUCUUUUGAUUCUACGUCUGCAAAGUUCAACCAAGCAGCCGAUUGGAGGUUAAAGUGAGGUCCGACUGAAGAACAGAACCGACUAAAGUUCUGAUGUCCAGGAGUUUCUACGCUUGAUUUUGAAGUUACAACGUUUCUGUUUAAGACGUUUGCUUUCAGAAUACGGUGGUCCUGAAGGUUCAAAUCACAUAAAUAUCACUCAAAACAUUUUAAAGAUCACAUUGAGAAUUUAAAAAGUAAAACAAAUAAUAAAAAAGCAACAUUAUACUUUAGAAAUCAAAAUAAAAUGACAACAUUUCUGAAGUAAUUUCCAGAAAUCAAAAGGAAAUGUUAGAAACAAAACACAGUAAGAAGCUGGAAAAUAUUGGUACUAUGGGAUAUCACUGAUUGGAUGUUGACGUUUUUAUUAGUAUGCAAACACUGAAGAUGUAUUUUAAAAAAAAAUGCUUUAACGUCAAAAAUACCCAAAUGUUUCCAGUUUGUUAUUGUGUUUUUUCUUUAGUUUAAUUUUUAUUUUGUCUCAUUUUAAGAAUAAAAAAAAAAAAUGUAAUUGUCGUUUCAAAUUUUUCUUAAUGUGUUUUGAGUGAUUUGUUUGGUGUGAUUUGCACCUUCAGGGCCACCGUACCAUUAAGAGCUAAAAAACAAAACCACUAACCUGUUUUGUCUUUUCUGUUUAUCCUUCAAUCCUCUGAAAUAAUUGCUAACAACAACAAAUACUGAGGAAAAACUAACAGAUUUAUUCACUUUGAACUUAUUUUUAGAGGAAAAACAAACAAAUUAAAGAUUAAAGCCACUAAAAAUUGUGUUUUUAAUAUCGUCUUGUGGCUUUUUUCUGAUGGUGGAAGACAUAUAUAAAGAAAAUUCAGAAUUAGAAUUUCAUUUUUAAAGUAAUUUCCAGAAAUCAGUACAAAAUGUUAAAAAACUAAACUGAAAAAUGUUGGUAUUAUGGGAUAUCACUGAUUGAUGAUGACGUUUUUUUUAUUAGUAUACGAACAUUUAAGAUUAAUUGCAAAAAAAAGCUCAUCAUCCAAUCCAAUCAUCUUGACAACAUUUUUUUGGUUUCUUAUUGCAAGUUAAUUUUUACGUUUCAAAAUUACCCUUUUUUUUCAUUUUUAUUUUCUCAUUUUUGGGGAUUUUAAUUUCUUUUGCUUUUUUUAAUUGUCGUUUUUAAUUUUUGUAAAUAUGUUUUGAGGGAUUUAUUGUUCUUAUUUGCACCUUCAGGGCCACCGUACCAGAAAGAGCUAAAAACAAAAUCCACUGAGAUGUUUUGUCUUUUGUUUAUCCUUUAAUCCUCUGAAAAUAAUGCUAACAACAACUUUUGAGGUAAAACUAACAGAUUUAUUCACUUUGAACUUAUUUUUAGAGGGAAAACCAACUAAUUAAAGAUUAAACCCAAUAAAAUUUGUGUUUUUUUAACAUGUU